AGAUUCUAACUCCAUAAAUCUCUUUUCUUCUUCUUCUUCCUCUUUGGGUUCUUGUCUUUGUUUCUCUAAAAUGGCCCAAGUUGAGACCAUCUGCAAGAGCUCCAUUCACGACCCACUCAACUGGGGGAUGGCGGCUGAGUCUCUCAAGGGAAGUCAUCUUGAUGAGGUUAAGCGUAUGGUGGAAGAGUACCGGAGCCCAGUGGUGAAGCUUGGGGGCGAGACGCUUACCAUUUCCCAAGUGGCAGCCAUUGCCACCCGUGAUUCUGACGUCGUGGUGGAGCUGGCCGAGUCAGCGAGAGCAGGUGUCAAGGCCAGUAGUGAUUGGGUGAUGGAGAGUAUGAAUAAAGGGACGGAUAGUUAUGGUGUCACUACUGGGUUUGGUGCCACGUCUCAUAGACGAACCAAACAAGGUGGAGCUCUUCAGAAGGAGUUGAUUCGAUUCUUGAAUGCUGGGAUUUUUGGAAGUGGGGCUGAGUCGAGUCAUACUCUACCUCACUCAGCAAGUCGAGCGGCGAUGUUAGUCAGAAUAAAUACUCUCCUUCAAGGUUACUCUGGCAUUCGAUUUGAGAUCUUAGAAGCCAUUGCUAGUCUUCUCAACCACAAUGUCACUCCCUGUUUGCCUCUUAGAGGGACAAUCACUGCUUCUGGAGAUUUGGUCCCUUUGUCAUACAUCGCUGGAUUACUCACUGGGAGGCCAAAUUCCAAGGCUAUUGGAUCUAAUGGUGAAACUCUUGAUGCGAAGGAAGCAUUCAAACAAGCUGGUAUUUCUUCUGACUUCUUUGAGUUGCAACCCAAGGAAGGUCUUGCUCUUGUCAAUGGUACUGCUGUUGGUUCUGGAUUGGCUUCCAUCGUUCUCUUUGAGGCAAAUAUUUUAGCUGUUUUGUCAGAAAUUCUUUCAGCUAUUUUUGCUGAGGUAAUGCAAGGAAAGCCUGAAUUCACCGAUCAUUUGACCCAUAAGCUUAAACAUCACCCUGGUCAAAUUGAAGCAGCUGCAAUCAUGGAGCACAUUUUGGAUGGGAGUUCUUAUAUGAAAGCAGCUAAGAAAUUGCAUGAAAUUGAUCCUCUCCAAAAGCCCAAGCAAGAUCGUUACGCUCUUAGAACUUCACCCCAAUGGUUGGGUCCUUUGAUUGAAGUCAUUCGAUUUUCCACAAAGUCAAUCGAGCGAGAGAUCAAUUCGGUUAAUGAUAACCCUUUGAUUGAUGUUUCAAGAAACAAGGCAUUACAUGGAGGCAACUUUCAAGGAACACCAAUUGGAGUUUCCAUGGACAACACUCGUUUGGCUAUUGCGUCAAUUGGAAAGCUCAUGUUUGCCCAAUUUUCAGAACUCGUCAAUGAUUUCUACAACAAUGGUUUGCCUUCUAAUCUUUCUGCGAGUAGAAAUCCAAGCUUGGAUUAUGGGUUUAAAGGUGCUGAAAUUGCCAUGGCUUCGUAUUGCUCUGAGCUUCAAUAUCUUGCAAAUCCAGUGACAAACCAUGUUCAAAGUGCUGAGCAACACAACCAAGAUGUUAACUCUCUUGGUUUAAUUUCUUCAAGAAAAACAGCUGAAGCCAUUGAUAUUUUGAAACUCAUGUCGUCUACAUUUUUGGUUGCACUUUGCCAAGCAAUCGACUUGAGGCAUUUGGAGGAAAACUUGAAGAGCACCGUAAAAAGUASUGUAAGUCAAGUAGCCAAGAAAGUGUUGACCACAUCCUCUAAUGGCACACUUCACCCAUCAAGAUUUUGCGAAAAAGACUUAUUGAAGGUUGUCGAUAGGGAGUACACUUUUGCUUAUGUUGAUGAUGCAUGUAGUGCUACGUAUCCAUUGAUGCAAAAGCUAAGGCAAGUUCUUGUUGAGCAUGCACUCACAAAUGGCGAUGACGAAAAGAACACAAACACUUCAAUCUUCCAAAAGAUUAGUGCUUUUGAAGAGGAACUUAAGGCAAUUUUAUCAAAGGAAGUUGAAAAUGCAAGGUUGGCAUUUGAGAGUGGAAAUGCAAAAAUUAAGAACCAAAUUGAGGAAUGCAGAUCUUAUCCAUUAUAUAGAUUUGUGAGGGAAGAGUUGGGAACAAGUUUGCUAACAGGUGAAAAAGUAAUAUCUCCGGGAGAAGAGUGUGAAAAGAUAUUCACAACUUUAUGCCAAGGAAAGAUGACCGAUUCUAUCUUAGAGUGUUUGAAAGAGUGGAACGGUGCUCCCAUUCCCAUAUGCUAGGUUCUUCGACUUGUCAAAGGGAUGCACCUGCCCUCGUAA
This is a messenger RNA of Momordica charantia (bitter melon), 2227 nucleotides long. Its product is annotated as phenylalanine ammonia-lyase. Gene Ontology annotation, biological process: L-phenylalanine catabolic process. NCBI's taxonomy places the organism in Eukaryota, Viridiplantae, Streptophyta, Magnoliopsida, Cucurbitales, Cucurbitaceae. Gene Ontology annotation, molecular function: ammonia-lyase activity. Gene Ontology annotation, cellular component: cytoplasm. The record is from RefSeq and is a predicted model, not a curated record.